AUGACUAGACGCAGUGACAGCGAUAAUGACGGAGAGACUUCGUCCCCGUCUCCGUCCUGGCGCCCAAAGAAAUGUAAAGGUGAAAAGCAUGUGUCUUUCCCUCCGGAUGAGGAGAUAGUGUCAGGCUUCGCUGAGCGCAAGGACACAAGCAAUGGUAAGCUGAUGUCCUCUACCUCUUCUCUCCCUUGAUGGCUCUGAGGGAAUAAGGUAUACCUUUUAGGAUUUGAUAUAGGCCCACUAUCUUCUCAGAAUCUGCACAAAUGCACAUAGGUAUGGUAUAGGCCUGUCGGCAUAGGCUAAUGUUGUUCUGUGUAGUGUGGAGGGCUGAUGUAAGGUAGGCCUAGCACUAAUCAGUUUCACACUCUGCUCAUUGACAUUUUACAUGGUCUCAAGAUCAAGUCUCCUGAUUUGUAUUCUGGCUCUCCCCUCUUUCCCUCCUUGAUUUCCCCUCCCUCCUAUAUUUAUUAGUGAUUUGCAUAAACAUGGUAACCAACACAUAAUCACAGCAGUAUCUCCUAGUGACCUAAAUGUUUUGAAGUAAAUAAAUAAAUUACUGUGGAUAUGUUUAAUUAAUGGCAAGGAUUUAAGCAUCCUGAGGCACACACACACACACACACACACACACACACACACACACACACACACACACACACACACACACACACAUACACAUACACAUACACAUACACAUACACAUACACAUACACACACACAAGCACACAUACACACUUUUUAAAUCAAAUUCAAGAUAAGUGUUUUUAUUGGUUUAGAUGGAGCUGUCAUUCUCUGGAUAUACCUACAUGGUGUUUACAGAACCAUUGGAAUGACUAUGGAGGCCUUUAUCAUGUUAUGGUUUUAGUGAUGAAUGCUGUGAAAUACAUUGUUUGUGAGCUAUAUAACUUUAAUGUGACACAAAUGAUGUAUCAAGUUUGAGACAGUCAGUGAGUCAAGUGUUUCCAUCUGCAAGUCCUAUAGGCCUAGCUACAUCUGUUAGGCUCACUCCAUACGGCAUAUGGGAUGAAUUUGAUCGCUUGAUUGGUUGAUUUAUAAGGCAGAUACUCAUCCUCUCUGCCCUUCCCACUUCCAAAUGACUGACAUAUUCUCCCUUCCCCACAGUCAGUCAAUCAGAAGCAUACAGGAUGUAUCCGAAAUGGCACCCUAUUCCCUAUAUAUUGCACUACUUUUGACCAGAGUCCUAUAGGCCCUGGUCAAAAGUAGCAAACUAAAUAGAGAAUAGGGUGCCGUUUGGGACGCAGAAACAGUUUACCAUCCGUAUGGCACUCUCCAGUCUCUCUAAGCACUUUGGAGUGGGAGCUCCCAGUUCAUUGGGACAGAGAGACAUUAGGGUAGGUAAUGAGUGUAUUCUUCUAUUUUAGUUGACAGCCUCACCUUGGCAGAGGUAAUUGAGGCCUACAAGAGGAGCUGCGACAAGCACCAGGUGGAACCUAAACCCAAGAUUCUGGACCAACUUGAGGUACAUUCCACAGAGAUCCUAUUAAAAGAUGAGUUCUAUGUAAUUCUAUGGUACAUUCGUAGAAAAUAUGCUUCUAGAACCAAGACUGCUUCAAAGUCAUAUUUCAUACAUAUGGUCCCUAAAAUCAUAUAUUUCAACCCAUUUCUGGCAGUAAUUGAAACCCGUUUUGGGGUCUUUUUAACCCUCCCAAAAUCAUUUUUUUUUUUUUACAGUAUACAGUACAUGUUGCACUGUGGUACAUUAGUAGUGAAAAAGAAAGACAAAUCUCAUCAGUUCAAAUCGGUAUACUACCCAGUGAUAUGAAUAAUCUCUGACUAUACUGCUUUGUGGUGACAGGAUAAUUUUUUUGUGUAAUAAGACAAGAUUUUACUACAGAUAGGCAGAGAUACUGUGGUCCCUUGGCUUUAUAGCAAACAACCACAGUAGUAGAAACGCACAGUGUGACUGCACAUAUUAAAAUUCCAAGGGUAAUUUGGAUCAGUUCGUUCAAUCAGCCUCAAUCAGGCUUAUUGCACAAGAAAUUAGAACUGCAUCUCUAGUGCAAACAAGAAGCUAAGAGCAUGUUAACUACUACAUUGGAUUUAAGUUAGAGGUUUUGUAAAUAAUAGCACAGCUGUAAACAAAAACAAAUAAACAUGGGCUAGUGCGGGUGUACAAACACAAACACACACAACUAGUAUGCGCGUGUAACAGACGCACGUACGUACACACACACACACACACACACACACAAACUCCGAGAUGUAUAAUUUAUUUUAUGUACUUACUUAUUUUACUUGGACCAGCCAUGUUAAGAACAUCAGUUUCCCUCCUGCAUAAAUUUAAGAUUAGAUCAAGGAGAAUAAUUUGUUGGAAAUUAGAGACUUAGUAGUGCUUAUAUUAAGCACACACACUCACACAUACACACACUGUAUUAUCUUGGACGUACUAAUGAACCCAAUUGCUUUUGAAAUGAAUGUAGGUGGUCCUCCUAAAAGAGUAGAAUAUGUAUGGUUAAGGAGUAGCUAAGAGGAUAAAUAUUUAGCCGAGAGAGAGAGAGAGAGAGAGAGAGAGAGGGCUGCGAGUGAAUUCAUAAUAAGAGUAUGCAAAAUGAGAGUGUGAGCUUAAAGAGCAUAUUUAUUAAAUUAGGUAUUUUCAGGCAGGGUAAUCCCCCUGAGGUUGGCCGUUGAAGACUAUUUAAAGCUUUUAUUGUACCCGUGGGCUUUCGCUGUUUCUUUGAAAUGUUUUAAGUGGAUAAAACAGUAUUGCUUUUGGUUACAUCUUCAUAAACAAUAAUGGGUUUCAGCUCAGGGCCCAAGGCUGCCUUAGUUAAACACAGACUCUCUUACUCUUUCAUUUCAUUUUCCCUCUGAAGUCUGGAAUUUCAUGAAGCUUUAUUUUCUGGGUUAGAUCCUGUGAUUAUGUACAUAAUUCUGAUAAGUCCUAUCAACAUAGUUAAGCCCUAUUUAGGCAUGGGGGGAGAGGUUAACUUCUCAAAAUUCUGCAAUCAUUCCGAUUCAAAUUGAGACACUUGACUUUGACAUGAAGGACUGUUGUAAUUUUUUGUUUGAAUGGCCCAACGGCAGCCAUUUUUACAUCAAUAAAGUACCUUACUCUAAUAGAUUUCCAUUAAAAUUUAGAAGAAAAAAAAAACGAUUUCUCAAGCAAUAAUUUUGCUAGGGCUGUCUGGGAGUGGUCUGAGUGGGGAGGGGGAACUUAAAACUAGCAGUUAUUGGCAGAGAGGUUUGGAACUCUCUUUGUUAUUGGUCUAUUAACCAAUUUACCGCAUGGUGAAGUCACCAUGGAUGCCGAAAAUCCUGCCCAUGCACACCUGAUGAUUAGAAAGUCCUGUGUAGAUUGUAUUUUCAACCAGCAACUAUCAGGAAAUAACACUGAAGACAUUUUUUCUCACUUUUACAGUGUUAGUAGUUUCAUCAGCUGUUGUACAAUAUGAUACAAAACACAGGAAAAACAGAAUGUUGACUGCACUUGGCCUUUAAAGUAUGAUUUGUUUACUUUUAUGUUCAUUAAUUUCAAAAGCACCUCCGAUUUUAUUAGUGUUCUGUAUUCAUUUGGAGCUCUCACCUACAGUACAAGGGUGAAAUUCAGAAAUGUUUUAAUAUGAUUCCAAAAUACUAUAAGACUCUAAUCACAUUGACCUAAAUAGGAUUUAGUAUUCUCUCUGGGUUAUAGGCACCAGGUGGAGUAGCCUAAGCUAGGAAUUAGUUGCUUGUUGUUGAAUCAUUUAAUGAAUAGAUAUCGGAUAUUUCUCUUGCAGAUUUUUCAGUUGAGUGGACUGAGGAGAAAUCAAUUACCUCGACAUAAAUUCCCUAUUUAUUGAAGGAUGAAUUAUCCCUCCCAGUGCAAAGCUGCCAACGUGACAUUUUACUGCUAUUAAAUUCAUAAGGUCACAUUCAAUUCACAGAAAUGUAGUUUUUUUUUUGUGUGGCUAAAUCCUUCUAAGACAAAAUCCCCCCUAAGGAAUAUAAAGACAAGAAAAAAUAUUUGUGCAUUAAAUGCAAACCCUGCUGGUUUCUCAUUCUUUUGAUUAGCAUUAAUAUUGCUCUGCUAUAGUGGCCUACCUACGGUACGGUAGUGUUACAACAUGAUCCUUGGCUGCUGCCAGCCAGUGUGCCUUUCACAGCACACAGAGAUACCUCUCUCUCUUUCUCACCACAUGUAAUUCUAAAGAAAACACAUAAAAAAAGGGAAUAGGCAGAUGAGAGGUAAAUGUCACUAAGUAAGUGCUGCACUAUUUCCAAGGCUGUUGUUAGUGCUGCACUAUUUCCAAGGCUGUUGUUAGUGCUGCAUAUGCAAAUAAAAGCUGAGACAGGAGAAAGGGAUUUGAAUGUUUCCGACUGAAUGCAGGCUUAUCAAAAAACAGCAGGGGAACCGGACAUAUGUCUCCUCGCUCAUUACAACACAGACAGCGAUAAGAGGGGAUGCUUACUGGGGCAAUGCCCUAACCACAGCUAUCUGAACGCAGGAGUGUGAGAGCCUGAAGAGAAGAGGGCUUCCUUUCCUUAGCUUGGCUGGAUGCCAUUGGGAACCUACACAGGCUCACACUCAAGAUUGUCAUUUGGUAAACGCUCAGACAAACUUUCACUAAAACAUCCUUUAUUUAGAAGUGAAAGGAUUGGUGCCUCCUCUCAAUAUACAUUUUAAUUUGAGAGGAGACCUUCUAAUAUGGUUCAUUUUGGUUUAAGUAAAAUCUAAUCAACAGUGGACAAAAUAGCUAUGAAAUAAGUAACCUAAAAUGAUUUGUAGUAGUAUUAGUCCUAUUUUGGAAUAAAAGCAGUAUUAGUAUUAGUGAUUAUUGAAUUUAUUAGCAGUUGUCAUAUUGCUGUUGCAGCAGCACCAUCUUGAUAAGAUCUGACAUAUCCAGCGAUCAGGCAUAGGUUUUGUAAAUAGCUUACAGUGGCUUGCGAAAGUAUUCACCCCCCUUAGCAUUUUUCCUAUUUUGUUGCCUUACAACCUGGAAUUAAAAUGGAUUUUUUGGGGGGUUUGUAUCGUUUGAUUUACACAACAUGCCUACCACUUUGAAGAUGUAAAAUCUUUUUUAUUGUGAAACAAACAAGAAAUUAGACCAAAAAAAACAUUUUGCAGCAAUUACAGCUGCAAGUCUCUUGGGGUAUGUCUCUAUAAGCUUGGCACAUCUAGCCACUGGGAUUUUUGCCCAUUCUUCAAGGCAAAACUGCUCCAGCUCCUUCAAGUUGGAUGGGUUCCAUUAGUGUACAGCAAUCUUUAAGUCAUACCACAGAUUCUCAAUUGGAUUGAAGUCUGGGCUUUGACUAGGCCAUUCCAAGACAUUUAAAUGUUUCCCUUUAAACCACUCAAGUGUUGCUUUAGCAAUAUGCUUAGGGUCAUUGUCCUGCUGGAAGGUGAACCUCCGUCCCAGUCUCAAAUCUCUGGAAGACUGAAACAGGUUUCCCUAAAGAAUUUCCCUGUAUUUAGUGCCAUCCAUCAUUCCUUCAAUUCUGACCAGUUUCCCAGUCCCUGCCGAUGGAAAAUCAUCCCCACAGCAUGAUGCUGCCACCACCAUGCUUCACUGUGGGGAUGGUGUUCUCGGGGUGAUGAGAGGUGUUGGGUUUGCGCCAGACAUAGCGUUUUCCUUGAUGGCCAAAAAGCUCAAUUUUAGUCUCAUCUGACCAGAGUACCUUCUUCCAUAUGUUUGGGGAGUCUCCCACAUGGCUUUUGGCGAACACCAAACGUGUUUGCUUAUUUUUUUCUUAAAGCAAUGGCUUUUUUCUGGCCACUCUUCUGUAAAGCCCAGCUCUGUGGAGUGUACGGCUUAAAGUGGUCCUAUGGACAGAUACUCCAAUCUCCGUUGUGGAGCUUUGCAGCUCCUUCAGGGUUAUCUUUGGUCUCUUUGUUGCCUCUCUGAUUAAUGCCCUUCUUGCCUGGUCCGUGAGUUUUGGUGGGCGGCCCUCUCUUGGCAGGUUUGUUGUGGUGCCAUAUUCUUUAAUAAUGGAUUUAAUGGUGCUCCGUGGGAUGUUCAAAGUUUCUGAUAUUUCUUUAUAACCCAACCCUGAUCUGUACUUCUCCACAACUUUGUCCCUGACCUGUUUGGAGACCUCCUUGGUAUUCAUGGUGUCGCUUGCUUGGUGGUGCCCCUUGCUUAGUGGUGUUGCAGACUUUGGGGCCUUUCAGAACCGGUGUAUAUAUACUGAGAUCAUGUGACAGAUCAUGUGACACUUAGAUUGCACACAGGUGGACUUUAUUUAACUAAUUAUGUGACUUCUGAAGGUAAUUGGUUGCACCAGAUCUUAUUUAGGGGCUUCAUAAAAAGGGGGUGAACACAUAUGCAUGCACCACUUUUCCGUUAUUUAUUUUUUAGAAUUAUUUUAAACAAGUUAUUUUUUCAUUUCACUUCACCAAUUUGGACUAUUUUGUGUAUGUCCAUUACAUGAAAUCCAAAUAAAAAUCUAUUUAAAUUAAAGGUUGUAAUGCAACAAAAUAGGAAAAACGGCAAGGGGGAUGAAUACUUUUGCAAGGCACUGUACAUUUCAAACCAAACGGUUCCCAUCGGAGUCAAUUCUGUCAUCUGUGUACCCAUCUCUCUCUCUCCCUCUCUCCAUCUCUCCUUCUUGUGCUCUCUGUCUCUCUCCCUCUCUCUCUGAGCCUUGUACCUCAGCAUCACUCAGCGUCCAUCAGAAAAGCACAGCGUCUCUGAUAUGCAAUAACCCUCUGUCUGCCCAGCGAUACGAUACAGACUCACUCAUAUCUAAACACCAUCCAGUCUAAAUAACUUCCCAUGCAGACUUUUAAACUUUAAUGUGUAGUAACACACCCUCUGGACCUUACUGAUACAUACACAUACACACACACACAGAAGCACACACACACACACGGAAGAGCAGAAGCAUGCAGAGGCAGGGGUGAAUAUAAACAUUAUAUUUGACAUCUAGCAUUUAGGGAUACAACACACAGGUACUUUACAUGAAAACUCAUUCAUAAUGUCACCAAAUGCACUAUCAUACAUCCAUCAUUACAGAUGAACAAAGACAGUGGGAAAUAUUUUCAAAGUCAAUUAGAAUUUUGUGUACUGUACGUUACAUUUUUAAAAUGAUAAAUUAAGUUACUAAUAUUUUCUAUGCUCUUUCUAGACACUGCAGGUUUAAUUGUGAACUGGGAAUGAAUACAUUUGCACAUUAAUUAGCUCCCAAUUUACAUGUUUUAUUUGCUGCCUUCAAAGGGUGUGAGAUAAAAGGUUGUGUUAUAUUAAAUAAUUUAUCCUUUAUUGCAGAAAAGAUGCUGAAUGGAAAAUGUGCGGGUGAUUUUAACCCCUAAGAGCUUUAACUGUAGAAAAGUUUUCCAAGUAAUUAAAUGAGUAAAAAAAAAAAGUGAAACAUUUGUUAAUACAAAGGCAGAGCACAGGACUAGGAGUCCUGGACCGACGAUGGAGUGUGAAUCCACCAGAGAUUACUUCGCUAGAAGUCAAGUUUAUAAACCAUAUCCCUCUCUGCCUGGGAAAGGGAAAGCUUUUCUUUUUUUCACUCCAUUUUGUCCCUCUCCCUCCUGACACAUCAAUAGAUUUGGCACUCGGUCCCUUCGUUUUUCUCCUCCUCACUAGGCAGCACAUCUCAGCAGCAGAGCAACAGGGAAAAGGAAGGGAGCUCACAAGUUCAGAAAUUCAUUAAGAUGAAAAAAAAGCAACUACUGGAUGUGUGUGUGUGUGUGUGUGUAUGUGUGCACGCUCGCGCUUGCACUUAUGUGGUUGUUUGUGUGAUCGGUGGGGUGUGCCGGUGGUUGCACGGCCUCAAAUUAUUUUACUGACAUUUGUCACAUCUCUGUACUCUAUCCCAAACAGAAUAUAUACAGUAUAUUGACUGACCACACCGUAUAAUACUUUCAUGUCUCAUGCUCAUCAAUAAAAUCCUCUCUUCAGGUUACUCUGCUAAUAACUCAGAUGAGAUGCUAUCAUAAAGUAGAACAAUAUCAUAACUCACACUGCUAUAAUGUUAUAUUAGAGUUUUUAAUGAAUUGAUAUGCAUGCUCUGUUUUGUGGUGGUGGUUCCUCUAUAAAUAAAAUAUGGAUAUUUCUCAGAGGGAUACACACUUCAGAGACAGACAGAGAGGGAGUACUGUUUCAGGGCAUAGCAGGCCUACAUGAUGCUGUUCAUUCCAGGCUCUAACCUAUUAGACUGCAUGCUGUGUGUGUGUGUGUGUGUAGCCUUGUCUGCCCCUAACAUUGUCUUUGUCACAAUAUAUGUUGUACUUUCUUUUUAGGCGAAUUUAACACGUGUGUUUCUGCACACUGAUAAUUUCAAAUGAAAUGUAUAAUUACAACAAAUAAUAAGCCUCUAUUUACAAAGUGUAAUUUAUUGAUGUUUUAUUGAUUAAUGUAGUUUGGUUCUGACUGAAAACAUUUUUAGGGGGUCUAUUGUCUCUCCUCCCUGCUCCUAGACGGAAAAAUAUAGGAAAUAAUUCCUUCAAGUUAUUUUGUACUCUCAUGUCCUUUGAACAAUGAAUCAUAUUUAAGGAUGAAAUAAAACAGGCAGUAUAUGAGAAUAAGCUGGUGGCAUCUUCACACAGUGGGAUUUGGCAGAGAGAGAGAGAGAGAGAGAGAGAGGAGAGAGAGAGAGAGAGAGAGAGAGAGAGAGAGAGCGAUAGAGAUAGAAGAGAGAUACGAGUCUCUAGCCUUCUAGCUUCUCUCUCUAGAUCUCUCUCUCGACUCCUCUAUAUUUCUCUCAUCUGCUUCUCUCUCCUUCUCUCUCUCUUCUCUCUCUCGUCCUCUCUCGCUCUCUAUUCUUUCAUUAUUUUUCAUCUGCAUGUAAGGAGGGAUUCUCGCUCCUUCGCUGUUCUGUUCUGGUUGUCAGGAGAAUAAAAGAUUACAGUUUCCACUAUCCAUGCAAUUAUGUCACCUUUGGAGAUUGAUGUAGUCAAAUUAGAUGUAUGUGGAACAGUGGCUUGGCAAAUGAACGCCUCAACAGAUGACCAGCUGUUGCUAAUUAAUAUACACUGGUUAAUUAGGACAUGGUGUUGCCAUCAACAGUAAACUGUGUGAAAUCCAUAAUUCAUGCUCUCACAUUGCUGUUGUGGUGGUGGCAGUGGAAGCUAGAGCUUCUAACUCUGAACAAACAAGUCAGAGAGCCAUGGAGGAGAAGCCUCGUGUUAGAGAGGUACAUUAACUGUAUUGUUUCUGUUAAUGAGAAAUACUUCUCUCUCUCUCUCUCUCUCUCUCUCUCUCUCUCUCUCUCUCUCUCUCUCUCUCUCUCUCUCUCUCUCUCUCUCUCUCUCAGCAGGUUACCAGUUUAAAUGGCAGGGCCCCAUGUCUGGACUUGAAAGGUAAGCUAAUGUAAAAGUUUUGUUAUAAUCCCCUCAAUACUUUAUUUACGACAUAGGGUAUGAUUCAUACGAUAUUGUAUACAGUGAGUGGUAUGGUGCUUGUUGAAUGUAAAAUGAAUGACUAUUACAACCAUUACAACAGUGCAAGAUUGCAAUAUUACAACACUAGAAAGUUAGUAGCCCUACAGACAUCACAUUCCAGUACAUUAUACAUAUUAUUUCUAAGUGGCCAUUGGUUUACUAUAACAUACAUUUACAGUACCAGUAGAAUUUAAUCAGUCCGCUGAUGCUGUGAAGCUUCAGUUUGGGGUUAACCCCUGCCCCCCUUUGAUGAGUGAAACAGGAGAGCUGCCACCCCAGUGGGGAUGUGUGAUUCCAACAUGGGGUCAUCUUGUCGUCGUCCCCCCCGCUCAGUUGUCAUGCUCUGAUGACAUCACACUGGGGUGAUGACACCCUGCAUUAGUUAUUAUCUUCCCCAACACAGAGGGGAUUUCUGUUCCUCCCCUUCCUUGCAGUUUCCCCUGUUCCUAUGGUACAGUUAAGUGAUUAUUGUUAAAACAUCAUUUUUUUUUUUUUACAAAUGAUUAUGCUAAUGUUGAAUAAAUGAGGAUAUGUGUGACUGUGAGCUGUGAGACAGCGAUGUGCUGUUUGCUCCCUCCCUUUGCGGUCAUGGAGAUAAGAGUUUAUAAGGAGAAGGAAGGAAGGAGCUAGGGCCUCUAAUAGAGGUGGACUGAUGCUGCGGCCAUCAAAGUCUCUCUCUAGGCUUUGUUUAAAAGUCAUCUGGUGUUGAAUAAUCAGAUACCCUUUGAUUCAUGACUGGGAGGGAGGGAGGGAGGAGGGAGGACAGUGGAGGGGAUCUUGUUAGAGAGAGAACGUCUUUCGCCUUUUAACUCUGAGUCAUCGCAUCACACUGUGCACUAACUACCAGUCACAUAAUCUGUGGAGACACUUUUCUUCCCUCAGAGCUUACUGUACUACUUUAAUUCAGAAAGUAAACACUUGCACAGAUAAAUUAGAUGAUUUAAAUUUUCUAAAGGAGGGGUAGGAGGGGAAGGUUGUUUUGUGUGCUCUAGCCUCCCUGAGUUUCCUAAAAUUCCAAUCACAAAAUAACAUUGACUCCUGACUGGGGACAUGGCAAUCUGACUGUUAGCAAACAGUCCCAAUUAUCUUCUGUUUGAUUGCUUUCUCUACUCAGGUGAGCGAUUAGACCAUCUUUCCUGCGAGGCUCUGGAAGUCAUACUGAAAUCACUGAGCUUUGAUUUCAUCAAUCUGCAAGCGGCAGAGCUGGAGGAAAAUGUGAGUUUUAUGAGCAAAAACUUUAUUUUUUCAUUUUUACUUUCCAAUUGGGUUUUGUAUUCAGCUGUCCCUGUGUAUCGGAUUUUACUCUCCAUCAAAGGAACUGGAAACUCCAUUACUAUGUUGCUGUUGAAUUUAAACCUCGCUCCUACUUCUUUUUUUCGUCCAGGGAGCCUCAUCCUUGCUGGAUAUGGUUUUGUAUUAUGAAUCUACCCCCCAUCUUGACAUCUCUGACAACACCAGCAUGGGGAUAUCUGGUUGGAAGGCCCUCUCUCAUUUGAUAAAGCAGGUACAUGUAGUUCAGUGUAAUCUGUUUCUGUGUAUGGAUUUAGGCCAGGGGUGAGAGAGUGCAUACUGUAGUCUGGUUUUAGGAAGAGAGGGAGUGUAUUCUAGAAGUAAGACGGGUGAGUAUUGAGGGCAAAAUAAAGUCUAUUCAAGUUCAGCAGUUCCCAGAGAAGCUGCUUAGCUUUGUUGGCUAACACACACAUGUACAUGCACUCACACACAUAUGCACUCGCAUGCACGCACGCACACACACACACACACACACACACACACACACACACACACACACACACACACACACACACACACACACACACACACACACACACACACACACACACACACACACACACACACACACACACACACACACACCAUUGCCCCCAGUCAGUACCUCAGACUUCAUUACCAUGGGCAUCUGAUUAGCUAGCAGAGCCAGGAGAAAUGAUCCUGCGGAUCCCAAAUGUCAUUUCUGAAGGCCUGCCUGCCAGCCUGGUUGGGUCCUUGGGGUGAUAAACCUCUCAGGGCCCAGGGCAGGACUCAAAGUAUGCAGGGAAAAUCUUCCCAAGAAUCUUAUGUUAGCUGACUGUGUCUGAGCGACAGACAGACAGACAGACAGAUGAGGGAUCUAUAAAAAAUAAGCCCAGAUGACACCUCUUCCAUUCCUUAGAGUUUCAGAGUGCUGGAUAGAAUGGGAUAGUUAUAGUGUAAAUUUACUCCAACGUUUGUUCAAUUAGUGGUAGUUCUUAGAUGAAACAGAAGUGAGGUUUUGCCUCGUGGUGAAAUGGACUUCAAGGUUGAGACCAAAAGCCAGCUCUUAGGCAGUAUUACGCAAGAUCAAUCAAAAUCACCUUGGUGUAGAGAGAGAGAUGGAGGAUGCAGCAGGAGAGAAAAAAUCUGGACACGUUUGAUGUGCCGACCAGAUGGACGGAGAGAUGGCGGGAGGGAUGGAGACUAACAAUGGCCCCCAGACCUGCCGCUCUCCCUCCGUCACUCAGGACUGUUUUCUUCUCUUCCUUUUUUGAUAUUCCCCCUCUCCUCUCCUCCUUCAGACAGGCUAGUGUUUGAUGAGGAGAGGUGAUGCAUGGAGGCCAGUCCACACCAGGGGCACAGCCUUUCAGCCACACUCUCUCCAUCCCCCUCUCUGUCACUCUCUCCACCUCUCUCUUUCUGUCAGUCAGUGUUGUUUUGCCUUACUGGCAUUCUCCUCAACUCUAGUGUUUGAAGGUGAGGUACAAUAUGGAGUUCAGUCCACACUUAGGGCACGGCCUAGCCCUUCAGCCUCUCUCCUUCACUCCCUCCUUUUUCUGACAGGUUCUGGAAGUGUUUGAUCAGAAGUGAGGUACAGAGGCCAGUCCAUAGCCUAGCAUCUCAGACCCUCACUUUAUCUUACUCUUCUCUCUCUGCCCCUGACAUACCCUGGCCUUCCCUCCAUCUCUGUUUUCCAUCCCCUCAAAGUUUUUCUGACUUUCUCUCCCUUUAUCUUUGUCCUGUAGCCCCCGUCCAUCUCUCUCUUUCUCCCCCCCCCCCCUCUAUCUCUCCCCACUCCUCUCUCUCUCUCUCUGUCCCCCGCCCUCUCUCUCUCUCCCGCUCGCUCUGAUGAGAUCCUUGUGUUUGUCUCUCUGUAGAGUGUGUGUCUGGUGAGGCUGGAUGUAUGUAAUGUGGCCCUGCUGCAGUAUCCAGCCCAGGUCCUGUCAAGAGCCCUCCUCAGAAGCAGACUCACCGUGCUGCACCUCCAAAGCACCUGCCUCAGCGGCAGACCCCUCUUCACGCUUGGUAUGCCCUGCACGUAUGCAUGAACACACACACAGCUUUGUUUUAGAGAAUUUUCAGGACUUUUUGGGGAGUAGAAAUGUAUUCCCAUUCAAAAACCUAUUUUCCCUAACCCUAACCUUAACCCCUAACCCUAACUCCUAAACCCAAACCUAACCCUAAAAUAGCAUUUAAACAAAUUCAGGACAUGAAAAAAAGUUCUUGUUUUCCUACCUUGUCAGGACAUUCUGGUGACUUGUCAGGACAUUGUGGUCCUGAUAAGGUAGGAAAACAUGUACACACACACACCGUCUUGUACAACUAACCUUGUGGGGACACACAAUUCAGUCCCAUUCAAAAUCCUAUUUUUCCUAACCCUAACCCGUACUCUUACCCUAACCCUAAACCUAACCUUAACCCUAACCUUAACCUGAAAACCUAACCUUAACCCUAACCUAACCCUAGCUCCCAACCCUAGCUCCUAACCCUAAACCUAAUUCUAACCCUAACACUAAUUCUAACCUUAACCCUAAACCCCCUAGAAAUAGCAUUUGACCUUGUGGGGACCACAAGUAUAGUUAAGCACGUCCACACACACACACACACACACACACACACACACACACACUCACACACACACACACGAUCUGUUCUUUCUGAGUUCUUCCUCAUGGCCUGAUAGGGCUCAGUAGGACCUCCCGUGUGUGUGUGUGCACGUGUGUGUAUUUGUGUGUGCGUGACUGCAUAUGUGUGUUUGUGUGUGUCUGUGUGUAUGCGUGUGUCUGUGUGUGCGCUCGGUGUUGUCCGUGCUCGGCCGUGGCCAGCAGGAACAGAUGACAGAGGACAAGGAGCGGAGGAGCAGAUUUUGGCCCUGUGACCCUCACAGUGGGACUGGCCCGGGAUUAGAUGUCCUAAUCUUCAGCCUGUCACUUUACACACCACCGCACCGAUCCACACAGUCACCGAGGCCAGAGACACUAUCCUCUCUACCCAGGACUUUCUGUAGCCAGGUACGAGGACCAGUAACCAGGCCUCAGAACAGUUAUUUAACCAGGCACCAGGUCUUUCACCAGAGAUGAUACACCAGGUGUGUCAAACUCAUUUUGCCUCGCAUUUGGUCUUCACCGAGGUACAAUUAAUUAUAUUUCCUCGCUGUCAAAAUGUGCAAAAAAUAGUACUUUAUCCAUUGCUUUUUUUCCUCUACACCCCCCCCCCCCCCGUUCCUCCUCAGAACAGCCUCAUUUCAUCGGGGCAUGGACUCUACAUGGUGUCGAAAGCAUUCCACAGGGAUGCUGGCCCAUGUUGACUAUAAUGCUUCCCAUAGUUGUGUCAAGUUGGCUGGAUGUCCCCUUUGGGUGGUGGACCAUUCAUGAUACAAACGGGAAAAAACACUCUCUCAGAACAGCCUCAUUUCGUCGGGGCAUGGACUCUACAUGGUGUCGAAAGCAUUCCACAGGGAUGCUGGCCCAUGUUGACUAUAAUGCUUCCCAUAGUUGUGUCAAGUUGGCUGGAUGUCCCCUUUGGGUGGUGGACCAUUCAUGAUACAAACGGGAAAAACACUCUCCUCAGAACAGCCUCAUUUCGUCGGGGCAUGGACUCUACAUGGUGUCGAAAGCAUUCCACAGGGAUGCUGGCCCAUGUUGACUAUAAUGCUUCCCAUAGUUGUGUCAAGUUGGCUGGAUGUCCCCUUUGGGUGGUGGACCAUUCAUGAUACAAACGGGAAAAACACUGCAGCGUUGCAGUUCUUGACACAAACCGGUGCGCCUGGCACCUACUACCAUACCCCGUUCAAAGGCACUUAAAUAUUUUGUUUUGCCCAUUCACCCUCUGAAUGGCACACAUACAUAAUCCAUGUCUCAAGGCUUAAAAAUCCUUCUUUAACCUGUCUCCUCCCCUACAUCUACACUGAAUGAAGUGAAUUUAACAGGGGACAUCAAUAAGGGAUCAUAGCUUUCACCUGGAUUCACCUGGUCAGUCUGUCAUGGAGAUCUCAGGUGUUCAUAAUGUUUGUAGACUCAGUGUAUACAGUACAUUCAGAAAGUAUUCACACCCCUGUACUUUUUCCACAUUUUGUUGUGUUACAGCCUGAAUUUAAAAUGGAUUACAUUGAGAUGUUGUGCUACUGAUCUACACAUAAUAACCCAUAAUGUCAAAGUGGAAUUAUGUUUUUAGAAAUGUUUACAAAUGAAUUAGAAAUGAAAAGCUGAACUGUCUUGAGUCAAUAAGUAUGUAACCCCUUUGUUAUGGCAAGCCUAUAUAAGUUCAGGAGUAAAAAUUUGCUUUACAAGUCACAUAAUAAGUUGCAUGGACUCACUCUUUGUGCAAUAAUAGUGUUUAACAUAAUUUUUUAAUGACUGCCUCAUCUCUGUACCCCACACAUACAAUUAUCUGUAAGGUCCCUCAGUUGAGCAGUGAAUAUCAAACACAGAUUCAACCACAAAGCCCAAGGAGGUUUUCCAAUGCCUCACAAUGUAGGGCACCUAUUGGUAGAUGGGUAAAUAAAAAAAAAGCAGACAUUGAAUAUCCCUUUGAGCAUGCUGAAGUUAUUAAUUACACUUUGGAUGGUACACCCAGUCACUACAAAGAUACAGGCGCCCUUCCUAACUCAGUUGGCGGAGAGGAAGGAAACCGCUCAAGGAUUUCACCAUGAUGCCAAUGGUGACUGUAAAACAGAGUUUAAUGGCUGUGAUAGGAGAAAACUGAGGAUGGAUCAGCAGUAUUAUAGUUACUCCACAAUACUAACCUAAAUGACAGAGUGAAAAUAUGUAAGCUUGUACAGAAUAAAAAAUAUGUUUGCAGUAAGGCACUAAAGUAAAACUGCAAAGAAUGUGGCAAAGAAAUUAACUUUAUGUCCUGAAAACAAAGUGUUAUGUUUGGAGCAAAUCCAACACAUCAUUGAGUACCACUCUUCAUAUUUUCAAGCAUGGUGGUGGCUGCAUCAUGUUAUGGAUAUGCUAGUCGUCGGCAAGGACUAGGGAGUUUUUUAGGAUAAAAAUAACCAGAAUAGAGCUAAGCACAGGCAAAAUCCUAGAGGAUAACCUGAUUCAGUCUGCUUUCCAACAGACAUUGGGAGACAAAUUCACCUUUCAGCAGGACAAUAACCUAAAACACAAGGCCAAAUAUAAACUGGAGUUGCUUACCAAGACGACAUUGAAUUUUCUUGAGUGGCCUAGUUACAGUUUUGACUUAAAUCGGCUUGAAAAUCUAUGGCAAGACUUGAAAAUGGCUGUCUAACAAUGAUCAACAACCAAAUUGACAGAGCUUGAAGAAUCUUUAAAAGAGCAAUGUUCAAAUAUUGCACAAUCCAGGUGUGUAAAUCUCUUAGACUUAACCAAAAAGACUCACAGCUGUAAUCGCUUUCAAAGGUGAUUCUAACAUGUAUUGACUCAGGGGGUUGAAUACUUAUCUAAAUCAAGAUAUAUUUGUUGUAUUUUCCAUUCAUAUAAUUGUUUUCUUUUUCUUUCACUUUGACAGAGCAUUUUGUGUAGAUCGUUGACAAAAAAUGACAAUUAAAUAUUUUUUAAUUCCACUUUGUAACACAUCAAAAUGUAGAAAAAGUCAAGGGGUGUGGAUACUUUCUGAAGGGACUGUAUGUAUAUAUAUAUACUGUGAUGAGCGUGAUAGGAGUCAUGCGUAGGAGGGUAAUCACCGAAUGCAGAGUUUAUUCCGUCGUACACAAAUAGCGCUGGAUAGCGACAAACGAAACAGGCACAGGGGAAAUAUCUACCCCGGCAAUAACAAUGUACGAGUAGCUCCACCGAGCUACACUACUCUCACAAGGACAAGGGGGGCAGAGGGAACACUUAUACACAGAGUAAUGAAGGGAUAAGAACCAGGUGUGUGUGAUUGACAAGACAAGACAAAUGGAAUGAUGAAUAAUGGAGCAGCAGUUGCUAGUAAGCCAGUGACGACGAACGCCGAAACCUGCCCGAACAAGGAGGGGAGACAGCCUCGGCGGAAGUCGUGACAUAUACACAGUACCAGUUCCUUUAUUUUACUUUUUUCUACAUUGUAGUUCAUUUGUGCGUUUGAGCCAAUCAGUUGUGUUGUGACAAGGUAGGGGUGUUAGACAGAAGAUAGCCCUAUUUGGUAAAAUACCAAGUCCAUAUUAUGGCAAGAACAGCUCAAAUAAGCAAAGAGAAAUGACAGUCCAUCAUUACUUUAAGACAUGCAAGUCAGUCAAUCCAGAAAAUAUCAAGAACUUUCAAAGUUUCUUAAAGUGCAGUCGCAAAAACCAUCAAGCGCUAUGAUGAAACUAGCUCUCAUGAGGACCGCCACAGGAAAGGAAGACCCAGAGUUACCUCUGCUGCAGAGGACAAGUUCAUUAGAAUUACCAGCCUCAGAAAUUGCAGCCCAAAGUGUUUCACAGAGUUCAAGUAACAGACACAUCUCAACAUCAACUGUUCAGAGGAGACUGCGAAGAAUCAGGCCUUCAUGGUCGAAUUGCUGCAAAGAAACCACUACUAAAGGACACCGAUAAGAAAAAGAGACUUGCUUGGGACAAGAAACACGAGCAAUGGACAUUAGACCGGUGGAAAUCUGUCCAUUGGUCUGAUGAGUCCAAAUUUGAGAUAUUUGGUUCCAACCGCCGUGUCUUUGUGAGACGCAGAGUAGGUGAACAGGUGAUCUCCGCAUGUGUGGUUCCCACUGUGAAGCAUGGAGGAGGAGGUGUGAUGGUGUGGGGGUGCUUCGCUGGUGACACUGUCGGUGAUUCUGCAGCGAUACGCAAUCCCAUCUGGUUUGUGCUUAGUGGGACUAUCAUUUGUUUUUCAACAGGACAAUGACCCAAAACACACCUCCAGGCUGUGCAAGGGCUGUUUGACCAAGAAGGAGAGAGAUGGAGCGCUGCAUCAGAUGACCUGGAGGUGUGUUGGGAUGAGUUGGACCGCAGAGUGAAGGAAAAGCAGCCAACAAGUGCUCAGCAUAUGUGGGAACUCCUUCAAGACUGUUAGAAAAGCAUUCCAGUUGAAGCUGGUUGAGAGAAUGCCAAGAGUGUGCAAAGCUGUCAUCAAGGCAAAGGGUGGCUACUUUGAAGAAUCUCAAAUAUGAAAGAUAUUUUGAUUUGUUUAACAAUGUUUUUGUUACUACAUGAUUCCAUAUGUGUUAUUUCCUAGUUUAUGUCUUCACCAUUAUUCUACAAUGUAGAAAGUAGUAAAAAUAAAGAAAAACCUUUGAAUGUGUAGGUGUCCAAACUUUUGACUGGUACUAUACAGUGAGGGAAAAAAGUAUUUGAUCCCCUGCUUUGAUUUUGUACGUUUGCCCACUGACAAAGACAUGAUCUGUCUAUAAUUUUAAUGGUAGGUUUAUUUGAACAGUGAGAGACAGAAUAACAACAACAAAAUCCAGAAAAACGCAUGUCAAAAAUGUUAUAAAUUGAUUUGCAUUUUAAUGUGGGAAAUAAGUAUUUGACCCCUCUGCAAAACAUUACUUAGUACUUGGUGGCAAAACCCUUGUUGGCAAUCACAGAGGUCAGACGUUUCUUGUAGUUGGCCACCAGGUUUGCACACAUCUCAGGAGGGAUUUUGUCCCACUCCUCUUUGCAGAUCUUCUCCAAGUCAUUAAGGUUUCGAGGCUGACGUUUGGCAACUCGAACCUUAAGCUCCCUCCACAGAUUUUCUAUGGGAUUAAGGUCUGGAGACUGGCUAGGCCACUCCAGGACCUUCAUGUGCUUCUUCUUGAGCCACUCCUUUGUUGCCUUGGCCGUGUGUUUUGGGUCAUUGUAAUGCUGGAAUACCCAUCCACCACCCAUUUUCAAUGCCUUGGCUGAGGGAAGGAGGUUCUCACCCAAGAUUUGACGGUACAUGGCCCCGUCCAUCAUCCCUUUGAUGCGGUGAAGUUGUCCUGUCCCCUUAGCAGAAAAACACCCCCAAAGCAUAAUGUUUCCACCUCCAUGUUUGACGGUGGGGAUGGUGUUCUUGGGGUCAUAGGCAGCAUUCCUCCUCCUCCAAACACGGCGAGUUGAGUUGAUGCCAAAGAGCUCCAUUUUGGUCUCAUCUGACCACAACACUUUCACCUAGUUCUCCUCUGAAUCAUUCAGAUGUUCAUUGGCAAACUUCAGACGGGCCUGUAUAUGUGCUUUCUUGAGCAGGGGGACCUUGCGGGCGCUGCAGGAUUUCAGUCCUUCACGGCGUAGUGUGUUACCAAUUGUUUUCUUGGUGACUAUGGUCCCAGCUGCCUUGAGAUCAUUGACAAGAUCCUCCAGUGUAGUUCUGGGCUGAUUCCUCACCGUUCUCAUGAUCAUUGCAACUCCACGAGGUGAGAUCUUGCAUGGAGCCCCAGGCCGAGGGAGAUUGACAGUUAUUUUGUGUUUCUUCCAUUUGUGAAUAAUUGCACCAACUGUUUUCACCUUCUCACCAAGCUGCUUGGCAAUGGUCUUGUAGCCCAUUCCUGCCUAUUGUAGGUCUACAAUCUUGUCCCUGACAUCCUUGGAGAGCUCUUUGGUCUUGGCCAUGGUGGAGAGUUUGGAAUCUGAUUGAUUGAUUGCUUCUGUGGACAGGUGUCUUUUAUACAGGUAACAAGCUGAGAUUAGGAGCACUCCCUUUAAGAGUGUGCUCCUAAUCUCAGGUCGUUACCUGUAUAAAAGACACCUGAGAGCCAGAAAUCUUUCUGAUUGAGAGGGGGUCAAAUACUUAUUUCCCUCAUUAAAAUGCAAAUCAAUUUAUAACAUUUUUGACAUGCGUUUGUCUGGAUUUUUUUGUCUCUCACUGUUCAAAUAAACCUACCAUUAAAAUUAUAGACGGAUAAUUUCUUUGUCAGUGGGCAAACGUACAAAAUCAGCAGGGGAUCAAAUACUUUUUUCCCUCACUGUAUAUACUAUAAUUUUUUUACAAAACCAGCCGCAGGCCGGAUUUAAUUGCACCCAGGCACAAGAGGCCAACACUGCCCCCAAGUACACAGCAUUUGACUUCCACUAAAGGGUCCGGACUUUCCCUUAUAGGCAUUCAUAAUAAUUUUACCUUUGUCAGGAGCAAGAUAUACAAAUACCUUAACUUGUAAGAUAUUAAUACAAUUCUCUAAAAAAAUUAUAAUUUUGAGGGGUAUUUUAAUAUUACUUCAGUCAUAUUACUGUAAUUUGCUAAUUUGGUUUUUAUCAUUUUUAACACGAAUCCUUCAGCCAAGUACAGUUUAAGGUUAAGAUGAAAGCUUUCACCAAUGUCACACCCUCCGGCUCCAAGGUGAUGGCUUUGGUCCUGCUGUCCUUGGUGACCUUCAUUGAUUGGCUGGUGUUUCAUCUCUGGGAUGUAACCGUGACGACCGAGGGAGGUGUUCCUCUUCUGUGAGCAGCGGGGGGCUGGGCCAGUGUACUCUAGUGAUCAGGGAGGAGACAAUGACCUGUAAAUCUGUAAAUAAGCCAGAGGAAGAGACGGGCACAUACACACGCGAUGGCGCAUGCAUACACACACACACCACACACACACACACACACCCAGGAGAGCAUGGAACACACCUUGCUUUAUUUUAGUCCUCAAGAUUUACACAUGUAAAGAAAGGUAGGAUGUGGGCCAGUAUGAAAAUGUAUGCACUCACUAACUGUAAGUCACUCUGGAUUAGAGCUGAUGUAAAAUGAUGUAAAAUGUAAAUGUGUAUUUUCUAUUGGAUUUAGGGUGAAAGACGCUCAAAACAUUAUACACAAAAUGUUCCACAUUCUAACUUCAGAGUAACGACAAAGCAAUAACUACACACAGUGUGAUCUUCCUUCUCACCACUGAGACAGAGACCCUAUCUCUUUAAACCCUCCUGGAUCCUUUUGAUAUUUCUGGGCUGAGCAUCCGCCCCCGUCGCCCCUGCCUACCCCCCUGUCCUCCCCCGUUCCCUUCCCUCCUUCUCUGCGGGGGGCCCAGCUGUGGAUCAUUGCCUUCGAUCGGAGGGGCCCUGAUUGCGGCGCUCGACAGGCCGCGCGCCGUGGAGUCGUCCAGAUCAAUCCAGCGAUCCCUCCAUUUGGUUCCCACUGUGCCUGAUGACAAUGUUGGCAUUCCACAUGCAGCCCAAAGGGACUGAUCAAAUCUACUGCAUCGAUCAGCUAAGGCUGGACUGUGUGACAACCCACACACACCCACACUUAACUGUACAAUUUACUGAGAGAUAGAAUGCAAUAAAAUAAUGCUUUGAAAUAUUUUUGGUACAAUAAUGGGAGAUUUGUGAUUUUGAGAAAUGCUAGUUGACUCUUGAGAAAUACUAUAAAUAUAGUCUGAAACGUUCCUAAGUUAAAGUAGGUUAUUUACUAGACUAGCAUGAUUCUUUACCAUCAAACCAAACUUUACUUAAAAAGUAAUAUUGCUUUGGUUUCUUUGUCCAUAGUGGCUGCUCUGAAGAGCAACAGAGCGCUCCGGGAGCUGUACCUGUCCAACAAUAAUCUGAACAGCGAACAGGACUCUAUGCAGCUAGGAGACCUGCUCAGAUACAACAGCUCCAUCACUACCCUGGACCUCAGCAACAACACCAUAGCAGACUCAGGUGCACUUAAAGAACAUAUUCAGUAUGAAACAGAUACAACAGUACCAGUGGAGGCUACUGAGGGGAGGACGGCUUAUAAUAAUGGCUAGAACUGAGCGAAUGGAAUGGCAUCAAACACAUGGAAACCAUGUGUUUGAAGUAUUUGAUACCAUUCCACUCAUUCCGCUCCAGCCCUUACCACGAGCCCGUUCUCUCCAAUUAAGGUGCAAACAACUUCCUGUGAACAGUACCAUCACUACCCUGGACCUCAGCAACAACACCAUAACAGACUCAGGUGACGAUCCUGGUACUGUCAAAGAACAGGACCAUUUGCACUCUGUAUCACUCACAGAGAUUGA
This is a messenger RNA of Coregonus sp. 'balchen', 21366 nucleotides long. NCBI's taxonomy places the organism in Eukaryota, Metazoa, Chordata, Actinopteri, Salmoniformes, Salmonidae. The record is from the annotation of a GenBank genome assembly.